AUGAUGAUUGCACGUGUCGGUGAAUUUGGCUCCAUACAAAAUGAUCAUUCAGAACACAACCAAGUUAAACCUAAUGAUGAUCUUUUAGGUGAUAACGUUGAUUGGAACCAGCAAAAAUUAAAUAUUAUUGAAUAUACGAGUUCAAUUCAAUAUCGAACACGUGCUGAGUGGCAGCAGAAAUUAGAAACUGUUGGUUUUCAUCUUAAGGCUACACUUGAUUAUGAUCAAAACUCAUCAGCCAAUCCUCAAGCGUUGUAUUAUGCUGUUUUUCAAUUAAAUACCAAGUGA
Messenger RNA from Rotaria socialis, 288 nucleotides. NCBI's taxonomy places the organism in Eukaryota, Metazoa, Rotifera, Eurotatoria, Philodinida, Philodinidae. The record is from the annotation of a GenBank genome assembly.